Molecule: messenger RNA, 672 nt
Organism: Bipolaris sorokiniana ND90Pr
Lineage: Eukaryota; Fungi; Ascomycota; Dothideomycetes; Pleosporales; Pleosporaceae
Exons: 1
Source: RefSeq, a predicted model, not a curated record
CAGCAGAACGCGACAGUGCUACUACGCGAUGAGCACGACUACCGCGCUUGGUACAACCAACUAGAAGCGCGCUGCGUCACCUACAAUUUGUGGGAACAGGUUAAUCCUGAUGGGACAAAGCCGCUUUUGACGGAGCCGACCCCUCCGAAGCUCCCAGAAUACGGCGACUAUACGCCAAUCAAUACGCUGCCUACGGGGCAAGUACCAACUAAGUCAACCGACCUAUCCACCUCAGGUCAGCGAGCCUACAAGGACGACCUUGAGGUCUACAAGCUUAAAAUGGAGCUGUACAAGGUGGAUUUCGCCAAGUACAAGGCCGAAGUGGCAAACCUCCAGCAGAUCAAGAUCCUGAUCCAAUCCACUGUUGCAGCUCAUCUACAGCGCACCUGCUGUCCGCCCAGCGGAUCAAUCAAAGACUGGAUCAAGAACCUAAAAGCCCAAGUCGGUAUCACUAUCGAAAAUGAGCGAGAGCAAGCGCGACAGCGAUAUCACAACGCUCUCAAACCACCACGAUUAGCGAGUAACUGGGAUACCUGGCUCGCUGAGUACAAUCAAGCCCUGACUGAAGCUGAGACACUUAAGGUGUCCGAUACUACUCAGUUCAGGCCAUUAGCUGUAGACUUUAUGUCAGCAGUGAAUAAAAUAGCUCCAAUAUGGGUAAUGCACUUUUAA